UAAAAAGAGCCCUGAUCAAAUGCUUCAGGAGAUGAAGGCUUCAGGAGAAGGCAGUGUCAGUGAGUGAUUUCUCAGAAAUAAUGACCAAUCCAUACACUUUUUUUUCUCCUCCACAGUUCCAUGGUAUUCUACAACUUUCACAUACAGUCGGCAAUGACUCAGGAGAGAGGAUUAUUGUUCAAGACAAGUCCUGGCAUGUAGUAAGGCAUAUAGUAACUAUAGACCCUUUCAACAACGUUUUCCCAGCAACCACCCCAGGAAACUUGUGGAUAUUCUCAUUCCGGAACGUUGCUGCAGCUCAAACUUGUUGCUGGAAGUUAUAGCCUAUGGGGACUAUUUUAAGGUGCUGCGUGAUAUCAUUGCUGUCAUUGACUUACAUGCGAUUCUGUGAAACUGCCACAGAUUUUGAGUUAAGAAGAGGCUGUGUUCAUUUCACAGAAUUCUGUGAGACCAGGUUGCAUCAUUGUGCUGCUGUGCCCAUGAAUUGAGAACACGCCAAGUUAUGGACCACUUCAAGAGUCUCCUUGACGGCUGUAAACUAGUCCAGAUGUAGUUUUAUUUAAACAGGACCCUAAAAUGUUUAGCAUCUAAAUCUUGAAGGUUUAUGCUAAAUCUGUAAGACAUUGUGUGGACAGGCGGGUGGUGGGUUUUGGGGGCUUAUUAUGAUCUGACAAACACUUAAAUAGAAACCCAACUCAGCCAUGAACCCCCCCCAUCCCAUCCUACCUCCCCCCUUUUCAUGGCUGGCUUUGUGACUCAACAUUGAUGUGGACAUAAGGUUUCAAUUUCAUAACCACUAAUUAAACACAACCCUUUGUAAAAAAAAAAAAAAAAAAAAAAAACAUAUCACAAGCUUUUAAAAUAAUAUCCUUUUCCCUGGCAACAGAGUGACAGUGGCCUUUGGGUUGCCGUGCGGAAUGUCCUUUCUCCUCUCUACCUCUCGGCCGCUCUCACUGCUGUCUCCACCUGUCCCUCCUGUCAGCUGUUAGGCAGCGCGAGACAAAGAGCACUGCAGUGAGCCUGGCCAGAGCCCUGCCUCCCCUCCCUUCCCCUCCCCUCCCCUCCCACUGUGCAUAAUGAGUGUUUAAACCAUCAGGUCCCCAGGGCCGGCCCUGCGCUGCAUACACAGCUGCCCUGUCAUGCCAGUCGAGCGAGGAGGAGGGUGAAAGAAAGGGGGAGGGACGAAAAGAGAGAGAGAGAGAGACUGUGAACACAGAGAGGAGGAGAUGAAGUGUGUUUGUGUCUGUGGGGGAUAUUAGGAGGAGAGUCUGAGUGAGCGAGAGAGAAACCACAACCCCAACCCCCUCCUUACCCCACCUACCACAUGACUCUACACCACGCGGGCUAAAAAGACGCUCAGACUGUCAGCAGAGUAGAGAUGAGCAGGACUGAACUUCACGGCUAGGUCUCUAUCACCACACAGGAGUUCAACAAAAAACUGACAUUGAUGUUGGGACUUUCUUUACUUUAUCUACUUAAGUGAGUCCCAGAAGGCUGCAGGGGAGAGAGCAUCACAUGGUCAACAGGGGCAGUAGAAGACAAACCACCCCCAGGCCUAAAUCCAUCCGAAUCAGUGUCUCGCCUCCAGACUUUGGCCUCAAUCUCUUCCUAAAGCGGCCGUCUUUUUAACCGGGUCAUCCCAAACCACCAAAUUAAAGACCUGACAGUACAGGCUGCUGAAUCAAAAAGAAGCCGAGCUUCAGUUGAUCCAUCUGGAUACUGUGAGCACCUACCACACCCACCAGGAGUCUGCUAGCGGAACCUUACUGCACCUGACAGUCGGCUAGCGAUACGUCUGUCCACUGCAGCUCAUUUGUGUGUUUUCAUUCUGUUUUCCUCUGCCUGACACCCUGUCGUCUGUGAAGCCCUUCACUGUCCAUCCGUCGCCAUGGUGCUGUGUGAGGAGCGCGAGUGCAGCGUGUGCUACCGGCCGUACUCGCGCAGCGGACGCAUCCCCCGCGUGCUCCACUGCCGCCACACCUUCUGCGGCCUGUGCCUGGAGGCCAUGGCCGUGCCCAAGAGCGGCCUGCUGACCGUGCGCUGCCCGCUCUGCCGGCAGAUGACAUGCGUGGGCGGCGGGAACAAGCUGCACGAGGCGCUGUGGGUCAACAGCCGCGUGUGGGACCAGAUACCGGACUUUGUCGUCGAGGAGGAGGAGGAGGAGGAUGAGGAGGCGGGGAGGCAGGUGGUGUUGGAAGCAGAGGAAGAUGCGGAAGACGGGAUCAGAGUAGAGGAGGAGGAGAGAGCAGAGGAAGCGUCUGCCCCAGCACAAUACCCCGUCUCAAAGCACUACCGGCCCCGCAUCAGGCUGCCCUCCUUCCUGAGGAAGAUCAGCUUUGUGCGGCAGCCCCAGGAAAGCAUCAUGCCUGGCUCCAAUGUUGAAAUGAAGUCAUGGCGGAGGCUCGCGACGGCUGAUAUGAUAUAAAGCUUGGAGAAGAGGGGACGUGACCAACGGCUCUCCCAGAUAGCGGAACUGUCAAUCACCACAAGCUGUGUUGUGGCUGUUUUCCCAACAGUCAUCAAAAAAAAGACUGCCAGCCACCAGAUUAUCUGAGGGAUCGGAAACCAGUGCAAACACUGUACAAACAUUUAGAGUGGCUCAGACAGACUUCAACGUGUCUGCAAGACUUUGUGUGUGUGUGUGUCUGUGUAAGUGUGUUUGUUGUGGGUUUCUCUGUGAUGGGGAGAUGCAUCAUUGAAUACUGCUUGCAGCCAUUAUCUGUGCAGGGGACUCUUUCAUUAGGUAUUCCACCCCUAAUCCACGACAGCUGCUGCAGUGGGAUUGAGAUCAGCUGUCCCAACAGACUGGGCGAAAGAACAGAGAGAGCUAGACAGACAGAGAGAUGGAGAGAGAGAGAGUGAUAUUUAGAUGUAGAAGAAAUGGGGGGGGGGGUAGAGAGAGAGAGCGAGAGAGACGGUGUCCUGGACCCAGCGCUGGCUCUCCUUAACAGAUGGCCUCUAAGGAAACGGUCACCCCCCCCAACCCCUUUAACCUCCUUUGGCUGGCAGGAUCAAACCCCAGGAGGCUGAGCCUUUAACCCUUUAACUUAUUGUAAGCUGUUGUAUUUAUCAUGAUCAUAAAUUAUUUUAAAUAAAAAAAUUUAAAUGUUAAAA
Messenger RNA from Alosa sapidissima (American shad), 3114 nucleotides. RefSeq lists its product as uncharacterized. Lineage: Eukaryota; Metazoa; Chordata; Actinopteri; Clupeiformes; Clupeidae. The coding region runs from base 1889 to 2425 and encodes 178 amino acids. The transcript has 5 exons. Gene Ontology annotation, molecular function: ubiquitin protein ligase activity. The record is from RefSeq and is a predicted model, not a curated record. Gene Ontology annotation, biological process: protein ubiquitination.